AGGAGGGAGGGAAGGAAGGAAGGAGGGGGGAAGAGAGCCGGAGUCAAAUGCAGGCAGGCUAAUGUAAUGAUCUCCAGGAAUCCUGGGUUGCCUGCUGACCGGACUUGGACUGAAUUGAGUUGCCUGCUGUAAAACAACAGAUGAAAGAGGCUUAAUAUUGUGUGCUUCUGUACUAGCGGCAUUGCUGAUGGAUAGAAACAGGACUCAGUAGUUCACUUGAAAGGGUAUUGUUCAGCAAGGAAAAUACAUUUUCCCUUGCAUCUCAAUCACCUCCGCCAUGGACUCUUCAAUGAUCCUGCUGGAGAAGCCAGCCAGCAAUGGCGCCCCCUGCAGUUCUGAACACUGUGCAGACCUUGAGGCCAAGUUGAAUCAGCCAACGGAAGGAGGUGGCAUCAAUAGUACUAGUGCAAAUGACAGCAAAGGGCCCACUGAAGGGGAAGGCGUGGCACCGAACAGCAGUGAGAACCCUUCUGCAAAUGGACCAGCGUCUUGCUACCCAGCACCCCCUGUGUCUUUUGACCCAAACGACAACCCACGCACGGAAGAGCCAGCUCCAGGUGUGCCUGGUUUCCAUGACAAGCUAAAGUCGUCCCAGGGAGCUAGUGCUGAGGGCAUAGUUCUUAGGAAGGAGGCGUUGCAGUCCCUCAAACUCAGUCUUCCCAUGCAAGAAACCGAAUUGUGUUCAACAGGCUCUUCUCUCCCAUUGGAGAAGGAAGAACAAAUCAGGCUACAGGCGAGGAGGCGCUUGGAAGAGCAGCUCAAACAGUACCGCGUAAAAAGGCAUCAGGAAAGAUCUACAGCCAAAAACCGUCUUUCCAGCACCCUUGAUCCUGAGCUGAUGUUAAAUCCAGAGAACUUGCCAAGGGCCAGCACUCUCGCUAUGACAAAAGAGUACUCCUUCUUGCGAACCAGUGUCCCACGGGGGCCGAAAUUAGGAAGCCUGGGACUUCCGCCACACUCAAAAGAAAGGAAAAGUUCCAAAUCCUCCAGGUCAAGUCGGAUCCGGUCGCUGGCAGAUUAUCGAACUGAUGACGCAGAGGGGAAUGCUGGGGGAACGGGGAUGGUUGCCGAUUCACCUGGCGGGUCUCUAAAGCAGAAUCGAAGCAGCGUGACAUCGGUUGUGUCCGAGAUCAGGCUGACUCCAGACCCAGAUGACCGGCUGGAGAAUUCCUCCUUGGCGGGAGACAGCAUGUCGGAAAUCGAUGGGAGCGAAGUAGGAAUGAGACUGGAUGGCAACGAGAGUGAUAGUUCGACCUACAGCAGUGUAUCGGGGAGGGGGCCGUACGGCACUUUACUCGGUGCAGAGAGCAGGCAGGGUGUUUCGUUCACGGUCAACGGCCAGGAGAUCCCUUUGGAUGCUGUUGGGCAAUUUCCUUCCAUCCGGGAAGUUCUGCAGGCUGCAGCAACGGAGCAUAGCCAGGAUCAGGAGAUCAAUGGGGAACCCAGGAGUCGGAGAGACAGCAUUUCCAGCAGUAUAUCCAUGGGAAGUUCUAUCACAGGCACCCAUGACGAAAUGUUGCAGGUCUUGAAAGAGAAGAUGAGGCUUGAAGGACAAUUAGAAGCGCUGUCGUUGGAAGCCAACGAGGCUCUCAAAGAAAAGACAGAAUUACAAGCCCAGCUUGCUGCUUUGAACAUGAAGCUUCAGACCCAGACGGAGCACAGUCAGAGCAGCCAGCAGAAACAAGACUCCCUGAACUCGGAGGUGGCCACCUUAAAGCAGUCUUGCUGGGACCUGGAACGAGCCAUGGCAGAACUGCAAGCUGCGUUGGAGGCCAAGAACGCAGGCCUGGCUGCUUCCAGUAAUGAUCUGCAGGUGGCAGAAGAACAGUACCAAAGACUGAUGGGAAAAGUGGAAGACCUACAGAAAAGCGUUCUUAGUAAGGAUAGCACAGUUCAUGAUCUCCGACAGCAGCUAUCAUCUUUACAAAGCCAGCUCCAGCAGGUGCAGUUGGACCGCACAACGUUGGCCAAUAAGCUGAAAUCGUCUCAAGCAGAGAUUGCAUCACUGCAGAAAGUACGGCACUGGUACCAGCAGCAGUUGGCCGUGGCACAAGGGGCAAGAGUUAGACUGCAGAGUGAGAUGGCAAAUAUACAGGCUGGUCAGAUGACCCAGGUAGGCCUGUUGGAACAUCUCAAGUUGGAGAACGUAACACUCUCCCAUCAGUUAACGGAGACUCAACACAGAUCCAUCAAAGAGAAGGAACGGAUAGCAACGCAGUUGCAAAACAUUGAGGCUGACAUGUUAGACCAGGAAGCGGCCUUUCUCCAGAUUCAGGAGGCUAAGACCAUGGUGGAAGAUGACUUGCAGAGAAAAUUGGAGGAGUUUGAGGAUGAGAAGGAGCAACUUCAGAAAAUGGCAGAUUCUGCAGCAAUGCUGGAACAGGAGCUAGAACAGAUGAAAUUGACAUUGCAUCAACGAGAUCUUCAGGUUGAGGCUCUGCAGCAGGAGCAGCUGGAUCUCAUGAAACAGUUGACUUCCACUCAAGAGACACUGCAGACCAAGGAGCAGUCCCUGGGGGACCUUCAGACCUGUUACGACGAGCUAGAGGCCAGGUGGACGGAGUUGCAAGAGGAUGCCACCUCGAAGGACGACACCAUCCGAUAUUUGCAGAAUGAGAAGAUUGUCUUGGAGGUAGCUCUGCAGGUAGCCAAAGCAGGCAAAGAAGGACUCGAAGAAGGAGUCCAACGUUUAGGAGACAACACUGAAUUGGCAUCUGAUGUUUUGGAGCAACUGAAGCAAGAACUAGCCAUAAAGUCAAGUCAGGUGGAAAAUCUUCAACAUGAGAGUGCUAAUCUCAAGAAGCAGACACAGAAGGUGAAGGAACAAUUCCUGCAACAAAAGGUGAUGGUGGAAGCUUACCGCAGAGAUGCAAGUUCAAAGGAUCAGCUAAUCAGUGAGUUGAAAUCUACAAAGAAGAGGCUGGACUCUGAAAUGAAAGAGUUAAAACGGGAGCUCCUUCAGCUUCAGGGCGAGAAGAAAUCGGUGGAGGUGGAAAACUCAAGACUGGCGAAGGAAGUGUCUCGGGUUCAGCAGCAGAUAGAGGAAUUGGAAAGCCAGCUUCAGACAGCACAGAGAGAGCGAGAUGGCAUGGAGGCAGAGCUGCAGUCUUUAAAGUUUGACAGAGAGCAAAUGUCUGCUCUUGCUGAGAUGAAUGAAGCAUUAAAACGGCAGGUUGAUGAAAUGCAACAGGAGACGAAAAUGGCCAUUACUGAGCAGAAGCAGAAAAUGAAGCGGCUGGGAUCAGAUUUGAGCACUGCCCAGAAAGAUAUGAAAGCGAAGCACAAAGCCUACGAGAAUGCAGUUGGGAUCCUCAGUCGCCGGCUGCAGGAAGCCCUCACCGCAAAGGAAUCGGCCGAAGCAGAGCUGAACAAGUUAAAGGCGCAAAUCACUGACGGUGGAAAUAGCCAGGCUGGUUUGGAAAGGAUUCAAGCUCUGGAGACGGAAUUGCAGACUGUCUGCCACAGUAAAAUGGUACUAGAAAAAGAGCUGCAAGAAGUAAUUUCACUCACCAGCCAGGAACUGGAGGAGUACAGAGAGAAAGUCCUUGAACUUGAAGAUGAGCUGCAAGAAGCCAGGGGCUUCCGGAGGAAGAUUAAACGUCUGGAAGAAAUGAACAAGAAGCUCUCCCUCGAACUGGAACACGAACGUGGAAAGCUCACUGGUCUUGGCCAGUCCAACGCUGCUCUGCGGGAACACAACCGCAUCCUCGAAACAGCGUUGGCCAAGAGGGAAGCAGAUCUGGUACAGCUGAAUCUUCAGGUCCAGGCGGUUCUGAAGCGUAAAGAGGAGGAAGAUCAGCAAAUGAAGCAGCUCAUUCAAGCCUUGCAAAUGGCCUUAGAAAAGGAGAAGACAAAAGUCAAAGACCUUAAAGAACAGGUCGCAACAGCCAAAGCUGAAGCAGGGCACAAUCGCCGUCACUAUAAAGCUGCUGCUCUUGAACUCACCGAGGUUAAGCGAGAGCUCCAGGCCAAGGAAGUGCUCAUCCAAGCCCUCCAGGUUGAAGUAGAUAAACUGCAGGUUGAAGAUGGGAAGCAUUCAGAAGAAGUGUCCCAGUUCCAGCAAGAGUUGGAGGAAGCUCGGUCCCAGCUUCAGCUUCUGCGGAAGCAGCUGGAUGAGCAACUCAGCAAGCAGCCUCAAGAGAAUCAAGAGGUCGAAGACCUCAAGUGGGAAGUGGAACAGAAAGAGAGAGAAAUCCAAACCCUGAAGCAGCAGCUAGACCUGACAGAGCAACGCAACCAGAAGGAGUUGGAAGGAGUACAAGUCGUCCUCCAGAAUAUCAAGGCAGAAUUGGAAAUGGUCCGGGACGAUUUGUCCUUAACCCAGAAAGACAAGUUCAUGCUUCAGGCAAAAGUGACUGAACUGAAGAACAGCAUGAAGUCUCUACUACAGCAAAACCAGCAGCUGAAGCUGGACUUGAAGCAUGGAAAGAUGAAAAAGAGAAAAGAACUGAAGGGAGAGACAAAUUCUUCAAAUCCUGUGACUCCAGUGAAGAUUCCAGACUGCCCUGUCCCUGCAGCAUUGCUGGAAGAGCUGUUGAAACCCCCAUCAGCUGUGAGUAAAGAGCCCUUGAAAAACCUCAACAGCUGUCUCCGGCAACUCAAGCAAGAGAUGGACAGUCUUCAACGACAGAUGGAAGAGCACACAAUAACAGUCCAUGAAUCCAUGUCUUCAUGGACCCAGAUAGAAGGGCAGUUAACGGACCUUACUUCUAACUACCCUGCGACUGCACCAGGCAACCAAAAUCUUUCCGUUGUAGACCUGAGGGAACAUAAUCUAAGCGCUGGUGAAAAGGAAGAACUCAAGCAGUGACCUCACUGGCUGUUGUUUUACUUCUUAACUGCUUU
Elgaria multicarinata webbii is the source of this 4845-nucleotide messenger RNA. RefSeq names its product golgin A3 (gene GOLGA3). The record is from RefSeq and is a predicted model, not a curated record. Bases 278 to 4810 code for a protein of 1510 amino acids. Lineage: Eukaryota; Metazoa; Chordata; Lepidosauria; Squamata; Anguidae. The transcript is spliced from 24 exons.